This is a messenger RNA of Vanessa atalanta (red admiral), 2530 nucleotides long. It is a transcript of the gene Pde1c, whose product is annotated as calcium/calmodulin-dependent 3',5'-cyclic nucleotide phosphodiesterase 1. Gene Ontology annotation, biological process: signal transduction. The record is from RefSeq and is a predicted model, not a curated record. The transcript has 14 exons. Gene Ontology annotation, molecular function: 3',5'-cyclic-AMP phosphodiesterase activity. Bases 282 to 2264 code for a protein of 660 amino acids. Lineage: Eukaryota; Metazoa; Arthropoda; Insecta; Lepidoptera; Nymphalidae.
UUCCACGCGGAACGGUCGCGUGGUAGCGUCAUGCCGCCCUGAACAGCGUUCGAACGCACCCGUCAAAUUCGCGUCUAGUGCGGCAUUGAAAUCGUCAUAAAUCGACAACAUCUGUGAAUAACUAAAAAAGUUUACAUGUACAUUGCUUAUGACGCUGCAACGUAUCAAAACAAAAACAGAAGUGAAACGGUAGUUGGAGUGAUUGAUUGUGUGAACUAAUUCCCUUUGAAGUGUUAAGAACGAAACUGGUUAUCUGUGAACUGGAGGUAGCGUAUAAUGUGAUGAUGCGACGUGGCAAGGCUUUGUUGGAGGGUAGUAGGCAGGGCUCCGUGGACGGAAACAGUAAUGUGGCUAACGAUAAGGAGCUGGUGCACAAGUGUCACAGCGACCCUGGGGGCGGUAGAGCCCUGGGUGCAGCUCCAAGGACGCACAGACAUCGAUCGGUAUCGGGUGCGUUGAGGAAAUGUGUUCUUACGCUGGACGGUUACUCCUAUGUCAUAGAACAAGGCGCCCUCACAAUAGUCCGUCGUUCGUCUAGCCGCGGUAAGACGGAGAGCUCUCCGCCGACCGACGAACAGCUAGACCAACUCGAUCUAGACACAGAGCACUUGCCCGCUGUCGAUACGCCCGAUGCAUGCGACAAAGCCGCACUUAGAUUACGCUACCUCCUUAGACAGUUAAACAGAGGUGAAAUACCAGCUGAGACACUACAAAAGAACCUCCAAUAUGCCGCAAAAGUCCUCGAAGCCGUCUACAUAGAUGAAACCAAGGAUAGGAGAGGUCCAGAGCAGCCGCGUAUGCAGCCGGCGACACUUCACAUGAGGCGCCUACGCACACCAUGCUGGGCGAGGUGUUCUGUAGAGAAACCGAACGAAGCAAAACCGGCUGUGGCGCGACAGCAAUCGGCGCCGACCCUGGUGUUUAGGAGACUGGCAGAUGAAGAUGACGAAUUAUCAGAAGUACAACCAGAUGCUGUGCCUCCUGAAGUGCGGGAAUGGCUUGCGUCAACGUUCACGAGACAAUUGGCGACGGCGAAGCGAAAGUCAGAUGAGAAGCCAAAGUUCAGAUCAGUGGCGCACGCAAUCCGAGCUGGUAUAUUCGUCGACAGAAUCUACAGGAGGGUUACGAAUACAGCACUCAUGCAAUUUCCUCAAGAUGUUGUCAGAGUGCUCAAAACAUUAGACGAGUGGUCAUUCGACGUUUUCGCCUUACACGACGCGUCCGCCGGUCAGCCUGUCAAAUACUUAGGAUAUGAACUCUUGAACAGAUAUGGAAUGAUACAUAAGUUUAAGGUGCCGCCCACGAUCCUGGAGAACUUCUUGAGUCGAAUAGAGGAAGGCUAUUGCAAGUUUCAUAACCCCUACCACAAUAACCUCCAUGCAGCUGACGUCGCUCAAACCGUUCACUACAUGUUGUGCCAAACUGGACUUAUGAACUGGUUAUCAGAUCUCGAAAUCUUCGCCACGUUAGUAGCAGCUGUCAUCCACGACUUCGAGCACACGGGCACCACGAAUAAUUUCCACGUAAUGUCUGGAUCAGAUACAGCUCUGCUGUACAACGACAGAGCCGUGCUCGAAAAUCACCACAUAAGUGCUGCGUUCAGACUGAUACGUGACGAAGAAUGCAACAUACUCCAGAACUUGUCACGAGACGAAUUCCGUGAAUUCCGCACUCUCGUUAUCGACAUGGUGCUGGCGACGGACAUGUCGUUCCACUUCCAACAGCUAAAGAACAUGAGAUCCUUACUUACUCUCGCCGAGCCAACCGUAGACAAGUCCAAAGCAGUGUCGCUGGUGUUGCACUGCUGUGACAUUUCACAUCCAGCUAAGAGAUGGGAUCUUCACCACAGGUGGACUAUGAGCCUUCUCGACGAAUUCUUCCUCCAGGGUGACAAAGAGAGAGAGUUGGGACUCCCGUUCAGUCCUCUAUGCGAUAGGAAUAACACACUCGUAGCGGAGUCCCAGAUCGGUUUUAUAGACUUCAUUGUUGAACCCAGUAUGGGCGUGUGUGCUGAUAUGCUGGAAUGCAUAUUAGGGCCACUGCAUUCCAGCACCAAGAAUUCUUCAAGUUCUGCUGGACAAGAGCCCAUAAACGAAGAGAGCACAGGAGCUGAACCAAUUAGUAAAUUCAAGAUAAAGAAACCGUGGGUCGCUUGUCUCAUGGACAACAAGAAAAUAUGGAAAGAACAAGCCGCUAAAGACGCUGAAGCACGAGCUAAGCUGGAGGAGGAGACGAAUGGUACAUCCCCACCAACAGAAGAAUAAUAUUUAGCCACAUUUGUAAAUAGCGUUAAAACUAGUUGUUGCAACAUGUUUCAGUCAUUGUUGAAUAAGAGCUAGGCUAUUGCUGUAUAUCGUUGUCACGUUCGCUUGUCACUAACGAUAUUUUGUAUUAUUUGCACAAAGUUAACGAUCAUUUAUUUCUUCUUUCUGGUGUAUUGUAAUGGUGUAAAAAUAGUUUAGUAUUGACUUUGAUAGCCUAUUAUUCAGUGAAGGCGAUUAAUUUUUCAAAUUUACAAUUAUUAUUUCAA